Molecule: messenger RNA, 1173 nt
Organism: Vanrija pseudolonga
Lineage: Eukaryota; Fungi; Basidiomycota; Tremellomycetes; Trichosporonales; Trichosporonaceae
Exons: 3
Coding region: 1-1173 (390 amino acids)
Source: RefSeq, a predicted model, not a curated record
AUGGCGGACGACGCUGCACAAAAGGUCCCGCUCAAAUCCCGCCUCGAGAUCCGCGAGAACUGGGACAAAGAAGGGUGCGAGUACCAGGUCGCGCUGGCCAAGCUUCGCAAGACGCUCGGCGCCGCCGUCGUCGUCGACAUGGACUGGGCGAUGGUGCUCGCGACCAUCAAGCCGCAGUGGACGCCCGCGGACGGGCCGGUGCGCGACGUGGCGCAGAACGUGACUUUCUGGCUGAAGGUCGCGACGGAUAUGGUGUCGGACGCCGAGCGUGCGAAGUGGACAGCGACGCUCGUGGACAAGAUUGGCGGCGAGCUGCGCCUGCUCGUCACUGUCGAAAACAGCGAGGAGAACCGCCGCCACCUCGAAAACUACUGCACGUUCUACUCCGAGCGCCAGAAGUGCUUCGUGUACGAGCUGCACAAGACGCUGCUCCAACACGACUCGGAGUCGCUGCGGAUGUCGCUCGAAAAGGCGUUCGACUACCGCGCGCAGUUCAUCACCGCUGCCGACCAGGCGGCCGCGUUCAAGCGCGAGCGGCUAGGCGAGGACCCAACGGACGGGCAGUACGCCUCGCUCCCUCGGCCGCAGGUGAGCGCGAACGCGCUCGCGCAGGAGACGCUUCCUGUGUCCGAGACGCAGCGGCGGACGGACAUCGUGUGGGCGAUGCCGAACUACCGCCUCGUCCUUCGCCCUGACGAGCUCUUCCGCCUUCCGCCGUACUACAUCGUCGUGCGGGCUACGGGCGCCACAGUCGAGGUGCAGGGGAGCCACUCGCUCUCGCUCGAGUUUCUGAACAAUUACCUCUCGAUGUGGGUGCGCGGCGGCCACAAGCCGCUCGCGGAGGUAACGCUCCACUCGUCCCCGUUCUCCUUUGAGACGGUGUACGACCGCCUCACGAUCGCCCCGGCGGACGGGUUCUCGGCCCUCACGACGGUCCUGGUGCUCGUUGAUGCCACCCUCGGGUACACCGAGACGUUUACCGAUGGCUCCGUGUGGCAGUUUAUCCGCGUGCGGGCGUUCACCAAGAGCCACUGGGGGCCUGGUGGGGUGACCUAUGACCAGGCUAUUGAGGAGGCGUCGGACGAGGAGACGAAGCGCAAGCUCAGGUAUGAGCAGGGGAUGAUUCAGAAAUCGUCGGCCCCUCGUUUGCCCCCUCGAAUGCGACGGUUUUAA